Messenger RNA from Stegostoma tigrinum, 4438 nucleotides. It is a transcript of the gene mtmr9, whose product is annotated as myotubularin related protein 9. The transcript is spliced from 10 exons. NCBI's taxonomy places the organism in Eukaryota, Metazoa, Chordata, Chondrichthyes, Orectolobiformes, Stegostomatidae. Gene Ontology annotation, biological process: negative regulation of autophagy. The coding region runs from base 74 to 1705 and encodes 543 amino acids. The record is from RefSeq and is a predicted model, not a curated record.
ACCUGUCUUCCGUCGAGUGGUUGGUGCGCAGGUUAUUGUGGUCCGGACACUGCGGGUUCCGGGAGGGUGGACGAUGGAGUUCGCGGAGCUGAUUAAGACUCCGCGGGUGGACAAUGUGGUCCUUCACCGGCCUUUCCUGCCGCGGGUGGAGGGCACCCUGUGUCUGACCGGGCACCACUUGAUCCUCUCCUCCCGCCAGGAUAACAGUGAGGAGCUCUGGCUACUGCACAACAACAUCGACGCCAUCGAGAAAAGGUUUGUGGGAACAUUGGGUUCAAUUACAAUUAAAUGUAAGGAUCUGCGUAUCAUUCACUUGGAUAUUCCUGGCAUGGAAGAAUGUUUAAAUAUCGCAAGCUCUAUUGAGACAUUAUCUACUUUGGAUUCUACCACAUUGAUGUAUCCCUUCUUUUAUCGACCUAUGUUUGAGGUUUUGGAAGAUGGAUGGCACUCCUUCCUUCCCGAGCAUGAGUUUACUUUGCUUUCUGCAUCAACAGAUGAAUGGAGGCUAAGCUAUGUUAACAAAGAUUUUGCUGUUUGCCCCUCCUAUCCUCCUAUUGUCAUGGUGCCGAAAUCAACUGAUGAUGAAGUUUUGAAAAAAGUUGCUGCAUUUCGUCAAGGUGGUCGCUUUCCUGUCCUCAGCUAUUACCAUAAAAAGAAUGGAAUGGUAAUGAUGCGCAGUUCGCAGCCAAUGACCGGAACUAAUGGAAGACGGUGUAAAGAUGAUGAGAAAUUGAUCAAUGCCACUCUGCGGGCUGGAAAACGUGGCUAUAUCAUUGACACUAGAUCAGUUAAUGCUGCUCAGCAAGCUAGAACCAAAGGAGGUGGUUUUGAACAAGAAGCACAUUACCCUCAGUGGAGACGAAUUCACAAGUCCAUAGAGAGGUAUCAUAUUCUUCAGGAAAGUUUAAUUAAACUGGUAGAAGCUUCAAAUGACCAAUCCCACAACAUGGAUAGAUGGCUCAGCAAAUUGGAAGCUUCUAGCUGGCUGACCCAUGUUAAAGAAAUAUUAACCACUGCUUGCCUGGCUGCGCAGUGUAUAGACAGGGAAGGUGCAUCCGUACUGGUUCAUGGCGGUGAAGGGAUUGACACUACUUUACAAGUCACUUCUCUUGCCCAUAUUAUUCUAGAUUCACAGUCCAGAACGAUUAAUGGUUUUGAGGCCUUGAUUGAACGUGAAUGGUUACAGGCUGGUCAUCCAUUCCAGCAACGAUGUGCUCAGUCAGCCUAUUCUAAUUUGAAGCAGAAGAAUGAAGCUCCUACAUUUCUCCUGUUCCUGGAUUGCUGUUGGCAGAUUCAACGCCAGUUCCCAUGCUCUUUUGAAUUUAAUGAACAAUUUCUAAUAGUGUUGUUUGAACAUGCUUAUGCCUCCCAGUUCGGAACGUUCUUGGGCAACAAUGAAAAUGAAAGACGAAAACUAAAGCUUCAACAGAAAACUGUGUCUCUCUGGUCCUGGAUGAAUAGACCAAAAGAACUGGAGAAGUACUUCAACCCCCUCUAUGAAGCUAACAGCCUAGUUAUUUGGCCUUCAGUGGCACCACAAAGUUUGCAGCUGUGGGAAGGUGUGUUUCUCCGAUGGAACCGUUCCUUAAAGUACUUAAAUGAGGCUUGGGAUGAAAUAACUCAUAUCAUUGAAUAUAAUAAGGAUCUACAGGCAAAAGUAAACGCACUUCGACGACAGCUAGCUGAACUGCAAACAGAAAACUAAAACUUGAAAACCUUUGACAGCAAUUUAUGAAUCAUUACAUUUACUACAUUUAAAAGUAAUAAUUUGUAUAUGAUGUGCACAUCUCAAUCCCUGAGUAUACUGGCAUGUUGAGCUCUCUACAGUGAGAACCUUUCAAGGAAUUCUCACUAUUGGUAACAUUGAUAAUGUAGAUGUCUUGAUUGUUUCUUUGUAGAAGAAUGUUUACAGGUAUGGUUUUAAAGUAAAAUCAUUUGUGCAAACCUUGGAGCUGACCAUCCUGUGGAUUAAAUUUUUUUUGCAUUUUUUUCAUGAACUAAGUAUUGCACAAAUUAUACAAACAUUUCUUUAAAUUAUCUUACUUCUAAAUUUCACAUUAGGCUAUUGUGUUUGGCUUUUUAAGCAUGCAUCAACAUGUAGCUUUAACUGGAUUAACGAUGACAUCAAAAUAGAAAAUUGUGCAAUUUAAGGCGAUUAUGAGUACUGUAAGGCCUGAAUCUUUGAGUAAGAAAAUUAUUGAUUUUAGACUUUUUCAUCAGGUAUUGAACUGGUUGAUGUUUCUGCAUUGUGACAAAAGCAAUGUUCCUGAGAAAUUAUGAUUUAACUAGUAGCAGUUGAAAUUUCUUCACGUGGAAAUAAUCCAUCCCCACCUGUUACAAAGGCCACUGCAAGCACAGCCAGAUAGUUGUAUAUGUCUACCAAUGCCAAAUGUCAAAACUUAAAGCCUUAAAAUACAGUUUAACAGUCCAUUAACUGAAAUAAGAAAGCGCUUAACGGUGCUGGAUGAAAUAAAUUCUUAUUUUGUUGAGAUGUAUUUUGCAGGUGAGAUCUUUCAGUGCUGCAUGUAUGAAUUGUAAAUGAUUUGUAAUUCGUUUCAAGUGCAUUUGUAAUAAAACUAAAUUAAAUGGUUGGAUUAUUUUCACAUGUGAAGACAGUCAACAGUCAAAAAUAGUCCUUAAUCUGGAAAGUAGAUAAUGUUACAUUUUGCUAGCACACAGUAAGUAGCAGUUUAAAAAAGAUACAGAAACUAUGCCUCAUUAGAAUAUACAUAGUUCAUCAAAUGAACAAGGCCUCUAAAUACAUAGAUCUAAUCUGAGUUUUUGGACUUCAAAUAUCAUUGUCUGCCCGUGAAGAAGAAUAUACUUUACCUUUAUCAACCUUUGUAAUGUCCUGUAGUAACAGCUGAAUGAAACCCAUUUCUACAUUUCUGUAAAUAUCUUUGAAUGAAUUGCAACCAUAUCAAGCAAAGUAUAUUUUCAAAAUUUAGCUGAGCUGGAGAUUUAUUUCAUAUUAAAUGUUUCUGAUUUAGAAGUUUCAGUUUAAAAUUUGAAUUUGAAGUGUUGCCAAAUUUUGGCUGGUAGCAAAAUGAAAAGUUUCCAUUCGUCAUUUGGAGUAGCACUUUAUAUCCUUUCAUCAGGAAAUGCUCCUGUUGAAACUUGAACUUGCUUGCUCCUCCUGCGUUUGAGGGCAUUGUUUGUGAUAUAAGUUAAUGUUUGAAGUGAGCUCGAAGUAGUGUCACUGAUGCUGCAGAGCAGUGUGCACAACAAAUUGAUGUCAGUCACUAUUGGUCUUUAGUUAUGCAUGUGCUUGUAUAGCUAUUGCACUACUAGAUCUUUGUCUGAUCAUGCCAACUUUUAAAAAAAUCUUUAUAUCACACUACAUUUAAUUCUUUAUUUUCAAAUGUGAUAGAUGAACAAUGUUAAUGAAAUUAAAGUUGACCUGGAUGGCUUUAAAGUUUAUGUCGGAUAGCACACAACCUUCAUUCUUGAGGCCUUCUGCGUCAGUCAAGUAAUUGAAUGUCUCUAUUGUGCUUACAAGAUAGAUGUCAUAUCUACUUCACUCAAGUGAGUGCCUUUUACACUUGUUCUUGCCCCAAAUCCCACUUCACGUCUCUGAUGAGAAAAUAUUUUAUCCUCCUUAAGACAGCCAUUCUAUCAGAUUUUUGGGCAUACAUAUUUACCCAGAGAUGGUUGUGAUUGUUGCUGGCAGAAUUUGGUGACACCAAAUUAAUUCUUUUAACAAAGUAGGAUCACGUUCUUCAACUAAGUUUCAUCAAAUCUAAGGUACAGUUUGCCUAUGCUGAGGGCAUUUUUUUUGAAGCAAGUAGCAUGAAUGCUAGAUUUCUGGCUUGUUUCAAAAAAAUUUAUUGGUGUUCUACCAAGUUGUCCUUUUUUACCUUUGUUCUGUGGUGUUAGUGAGUUUGACUUGGUGUUGAUGGGAAAUAGUUGGAAGCAUGGAAUUACUUUUGUUUAACAAAUUUUUCCAAGGACUGGGAAAAGUUAUACUAGACAUGUUGCACUGUCAUAAUGCUUUGUAUAAACUUAUUCUAAGCUUGGUAAUCGUGGUAAAUCAUUCUGUGUUGCAAAACAUACACUGUCAUUCCAUUGUGCUAAAUGAUAUUGCCUUCAAUCUACUCAGUUAUGUGAACCAAAUGUUUCUUUGUGUAUAUUUAAAAACUGGUUAAAACUUUCCUAGAUACUCAAGUGCAUGUUUUCUUAAUUAAUAUCAAAAUUGUAAUCCUUAGACAGUGAAGUUCAGGAAUCAUGAGAAGUGCUGUGAGCUGCUAUAUUCACUAUGUGCCGUUUAAGUAGUUCAUUGCAUACAUUGGCUUGAAUUUUGUAUUUCUAAAUAUACCAAACUUGAGACUACAUGGAGCCUAUCUGCUGCAUUCAUUAGCACUUGUAUUCUGCAAAGGCACCAUGCAUUGUUCUAGAUGACUCUUUUUGAAAUAAUAAAAUUUAAAAUUAUACUCUGGAA